This is a messenger RNA of Pestalotiopsis fici W106-1, 264 nucleotides long. RefSeq lists its product as uncharacterized. The transcript has a single exon. Lineage: Eukaryota; Fungi; Ascomycota; Sordariomycetes; Amphisphaeriales; Sporocadaceae. Bases 1 to 264 code for a protein of 87 amino acids. The record is from RefSeq and is a predicted model, not a curated record.
AUGCGUCGGCCAGGUCGUCGCCGCUCCAGACGCAGCCGUCGCGGCUUCAGGGCAGAUCUCGUCAGAGCUAUUGAAAUGCGCCACGAGCGUCGCCGUGCCCAAGGCCGCAUGGGAUUCCGUCGAGAGUUUCGCCAGGCCCUUGAGAUGAGCCUUGAACGUGAACGAGCAAUGGGACGCCAGAGUUUGCUUGAGCAAUACAUCGAGGCCUUGGAAAUGAGAGAAGAGCGCCGCCGUUGGCAUGGCGUGGUAAUUUCUCCGGAUUAA